GACGCAUGCGCACUCCAUUAAAGUGCCUUUCUGGCGGCGGUGUGCGUUUUGUGGAGACUGCUGAGGCGAGGAAAAUGGUGAAGCUGACGGCGGAGCUCAUUGAGCAGGCGGCGCAGUAUACCAGCGCCGUGCGAGACCGCGAGCUCGACCUGCGCGGAUACAAGAUUCCUGUAAUUGAGAAUUUGGGUGCCACGUUGGACCAGUUUGAUACUAUUGAUUUCUCAGACAAUGAGAUCCGGAAAUUGGAUGGCUUCCCGCUGCUGAAGAGGUUGAAAACAUUGUUGAUGAAUAACAACAGAUUAAGCCGAAUAGGUGAAGGACUGGAACAGUCUUUGCCAAAUCUCACUGAACUCAUCCUUAUCAACAAUAACAUAAUGGAAUUGGGUGAUCUUGAUCCUUUGGCAACUAUCAAAUCUCUAACUUAUCUAAGUGUUUUGAGAAAUCCUGUAACAAAUAAGAAGCAUUAUAGGUUGUAUGUCAUCCACAAGGUUCCACAGGUCAGAGUGCUGGAUUUCCAAAAAGUGAAAUUAAAAGAGCGUCAGGAGGCAGAGAAAAUGUUCAAGGGCAAGCGGGGUGCACAGCUUGCAAAGGAUAUUGCCAGGAGAGCCAAAACUUUCAACCCAGGUGCUGGUUUGCCUACUGACAGAAAGAAGGCUGGCCCCUCCCCAGGAGACGUGGAGGCUAUAAAGAACGCCAUUGCAAAUGCCUCAACGCUGGCUGAAGUGGAAAGGCUUAAGGGCCUGUUGCAAGCUGGUCAAAUACCUGGCAGGGACCGUAAAGCUGGCCCUUCAGAUGAGGCUGAGGAAGAGAUGGAAGAAGAUACAGUUGCCAAUGGAUCUUAAUAUGCACUUUUUUACAUCUUGGAUGAUCUACAGUGUACGAUUGUUUGGCUGAGCUUUUGAGUUCUUUCCUGAAUAUAACUUUUUUGUUUAGUUUUGUUGAGAAGUACUAUGGAAAUAUGCCAAUUGUAGUUUGUAAAUUUUAUACUGUACAUUUGAAAUUAAAUAAAGCUGCCUUUUUUGAAAUGCA
Molecule: messenger RNA, 1029 nt
Organism: Python bivittatus (Burmese python)
Lineage: Eukaryota; Metazoa; Chordata; Lepidosauria; Squamata; Pythonidae
Gene: SNRPA1
Product: small nuclear ribonucleoprotein polypeptide A'
Biological process (GO): mRNA splicing, via spliceosome
Cellular component (GO): U2 snRNP
Molecular function (GO): protein binding; U2 snRNA binding
Source: RefSeq, a predicted model, not a curated record